Messenger RNA from Trichosurus vulpecula (common brushtail), 2901 nucleotides. RefSeq names its product defective in cullin neddylation 1 domain containing 5 (gene DCUN1D5). Lineage: Eukaryota; Metazoa; Chordata; Mammalia; Diprotodontia; Phalangeridae. Gene Ontology annotation, biological process: positive regulation of ubiquitin-protein transferase activity; protein neddylation. Gene Ontology annotation, molecular function: cullin family protein binding; ubiquitin conjugating enzyme binding; ubiquitin-like protein binding. Bases 324 to 1037 code for a protein of 237 amino acids. Gene Ontology annotation, cellular component: ubiquitin ligase complex. The transcript has 8 exons. The record is from RefSeq and is a predicted model, not a curated record.
GCUGCUGCUGUCACUUCCUCCUCCAUAGAUUAGUGUCCGGGUCGUGUUGAGCCUCCUGCUCCUGGAGUCUGUGGCUGGAGCAGCCGCCGCCGAGGCUGAGCCGCAAGAGCCGCCGCUGUGCCAAGAGGAGGGAGCAGAGAAGAAUCAGGAAGGGAGGCAGCGGCGGCAUCGGGCCGGACCGGGCCGGGCUGGCGUCUCCGAGCCUCCUCCUCUUCCUCCUCUCUUGGGGGACCUGGGGCCAGGGCUGAGGGGCCUCCCGCGCACGGCUUCCCCUCUCUCCGCCGGCUCCGCUCUCCUGCCCGCCCCGCGGGGGAGGGCGGAAGAUGCCGGUGAAGAAGAAGAGAAAAUCCUCCGGAGCGACCGCGGCGGUAGCGGAAGACGGAGGCCUCAAGAAGUGUAAAAUCUCCAGCUAUUGCAGAUCACAAGUCCCUGCUAAACUAAUAAGUGGAGAGGAGCAUUUUUCAAGCAAGAAGUGCCUGGCUUGGUUUUAUGAAUAUGCAGGUCCUGAUGAAGUUGUAGGGCCAGAAGGAAUGGAAAAGUUUUGUGAAGAUAUUGGUGUUGAACCUGAAAAUAUUAUUAUGUUAGUUUUAGCCUGGAAAUUGGAGGCUGAAAGCAUGGGAUUUUUUACCAAGGAAGAAUGGUUAAAGGGGAUGACUUCAUUACAGUGUGACUGCACAGAAAAGUUACAGAGCAAAUUUGAUUUUUUGCGCUCACAGUUGAAUGAUAUUUCAUCUUUUAAGAAUAUCUACAGAUAUGCCUUUGAUUUUGCAAGGGAUAAGGACCAGAGAAGCCUUGAUAUUGAUACUGCUAAAUCUAUGUUAGCUCUUUUGCUCGGAAGGACAUGGCCACUGUUUUCAGUAUUCUACCAGUACUUGGAGCAAUCAAAAUACCGAGUUAUGAACAAAGAUCAGUGGUACAACGUAUUAGAAUUCAGCAGAACUGUCCAUGCAGAUCUUAGUAACUAUGAUGAAGAUGGUGCAUGGCCUGUUCUUCUUGAUGAAUUUGUUGAGUGGCAAAAAGUCCGUCAAGUGUCAUAGCAACAACUAUACUGAGGAAAAUGCAGACCUUUUGAUGCCCACCUGUAUACAAACUAAAAUGAGAUGAGGAAAAAACCAAGGGGCGCAUUUUCAUUCUUAUGAAAGACUUCUUAUAGUACUUUUUUUCCUUUUUUUUAAGGAAGUUUUCUUGUUACAUGUGAUAUGGGCAUUGAACCACACCUCUUCUGAGACUGAAAAUUGAAGUUUAUGUUUUGAGUUAUGUUUAUAACUUUUAUUUCAGAACAAUAAAGAUUCAGAUUUGUGACAAAGGCUUUUAAGUGAAGAUGUCCCUUGAGUGUAAGUGUAGUAUUUAUUUUGAAAAAUCAAAAAUUUGACAUUCUAUAAUUAUUCUAAUUGCAUUAGAAUAAUUAGAAAAUAUGGUUUUCUAAUAAUGAGGCUAAGUAUACCUUACUGUGCACAAUUAGGACGAAUAAUUGUUGACUUUGAAUUUUUGAUGCUUGUUUUUCUGUUGCAACUAUUAAAUUAUUCUGCAUAUGGAGAAUCCUACAACUUUUUAGCUCUGAGUGGCUAUAAAACCUAUCAAGGUCUGCUUAUUCUCAUAUGUACACAUCCCAAGAGUUUUAGGUUUGGAAAAUCCUCUGAUAAGUUAUUUUCUGACCACUGAUUUGCAUUCUAAUUAGCUCUCAGCACUGUAAACAUAUAUGUAUAUAUACAUACAUAUGGGUAUACACACACACACACACACACACACACACAUCUCCUUUACGAGCAUUUACAUUUAUGAAGAAGCCUAGUAUUUUUAUAAGUUAGUCUCAUUUGUAUCUGAAAAACCAAGGUUGGAUAAUAUUCAGUUCCUUGACAAGUCAGAUUGAGGAUCUAGGCUCAUGGCUAGCUAAACUUGGAUAUCUCUAUGCUGCUCACACUUCCCCUGUUUUCUCCACAACCCCCCUCAGAAAUCAUCCUUCUGACAAACAGUUUGAAGGAUGGAGUGUUCUCAAUAGUGAAGAUAUUUUGUUGUAGGAAUAUAACUAUUUUGAAAUUUCCACUGCUAAUGGAAAUGGAGUAAUUGAUUGCCAAUAUUCUCAUUGUCAUUUUAAAGAAUUAGUUUGUAGAACUGUUUCAAUGAUCACUUUGAGGCUGGGAAAAUGAAUUUUUAUUCUAAAUAUCUUAGAGGUAAUGAGUAAAGGGAUAAUUUAUGAAAAUGUUAAAUUUUUUAAGUCUUAUUUCUAGUACCUGACAUUUCAAGAUUUACAAAGCACUUUACAGAUAUUAUUUUUGAUCUUUGUAACACUUCUCUGAAGUUAGAUGCUAUAGGAAUUACAAUUUUUAAAGGUUGGAUAACUGGAGUUCAAAGAGAUUAUGUGACUUCCAAAGGUCACACAAUAAAUGGUAGAUUACAGACUCCAGUAAAAAAUUUUUCACUUAAAUCUAGUGUUUGUUCCAGGAUGCCACAGCUAAACAAUACCUAUCACAUUUUGUAGUAAGAGCUAGACUGGAGCUUAAAAUACACACUUCUUUUGAUAUCGAAUACCUGAUAGUCUGACCUUUGGAGAGUUUUAUACAUAGUAGAUUAUUUGUUUGAAUGAGACAAAAAUCCCCACUCUAAGAGAAACAUUUAAAUAUUUAAAAAUGAAUAUUUUAAAGGCAUUUUGUUUAAAAGAUAAUUUGGGACUUGUUCUUAGUUGUGUGUUUACUGUGUAUCUUAAAAAAAGGGAAACUGCUGGUUGGGUUUCACUCUAUAGAUGUUUGACAGAAAAAAAUUUAAAAUAUCCCUUUUGAAAUUGAGAAAAAUGUGAAAAUAUUUAAUUUGCCAAAGAAGUCUGUAAGAGUUUCAAAAGUUGGAAGUCAACAGAAUAUACCAAAAUAGAAAAUUAGCAAUUAAAAAAUAACAAACCUGUUUAUU